Molecule: messenger RNA, 549 nt
Organism: Clonostachys rhizophaga
Lineage: Eukaryota; Fungi; Ascomycota; Sordariomycetes; Hypocreales; Bionectriaceae
Source: the annotation of a GenBank genome assembly
AUGAGCCAUAAUAUUAUUGUCAUGCAGUAUUGCCGAGCUGCUGUAGCCGGUAUACUUCGAUGGAUGACCAGCUGCGCCAUUCUGGGCAUGACUGCUUCUUGCCUUGCCCAUGAGGCGACGCCAAAAGAAGCCCGCGCGGCCAUAAUACUCAAUCUUGUAUGUGCAUGCCUUCACAUACCGCUCCUAGGGCCAUUUCCUUUACCCGUGUCGGAAACGAAGCUACGCCCUCGGCCAUGGUAUGCUGCGGUUCUGGCAGUGUCGACUCUCAUGUGGCCUGCGGCGGCAGGGAUCUUAUUCGCAAACUUGUUCUCGCUAGGCCGUGAGAAAUCCCCAAUCGAUACGCGAUUGAGGGUGUGCGCUGCUCUGGACAUUGCCAAUAUAGCGCUCUGCGCCCUUCAGUGGACUAUGAUCUUCAAGGUGAAGAAGACAGAGAGAUUUGGCGAGAGAUAUAGGGCGAUUGGGUACCAACAAGUCCAGGAACUGUUCGAGUUUCGGGUAAUACAUCGAAAUCUACUUGGAUACUUCAUUGUCGUUCAGCAGGUGGAUUGA